This is a messenger RNA of Caenorhabditis remanei, 576 nucleotides long. RefSeq lists its product as uncharacterized. The transcript has 4 exons. NCBI's taxonomy places the organism in Eukaryota, Metazoa, Nematoda, Chromadorea, Rhabditida, Rhabditidae. Bases 1 to 576 code for a protein of 191 amino acids. The record is from RefSeq and is a predicted model, not a curated record.
AUGUCCACGAGAAAACAUCGUGACCAGAAAAACGGUGACUUUUUAAGAAAACGGACUGGCCACGAUACGUUGACCGUCAAUGAAGCAUACCGUGAGAAUCAAGGAGACGUGACUAAAGCUUUGAAGUCGUUGGGACAUGAGACAACGGAUAGCUGUGGAGUUCAUUCAACCACUUAUGUACGUCCAACCCAUCACGAAAACGCUCAUUUUUUAGAAAUGAGUAAAUUUCAUGAGAAACUGAAAAAUGCGAGCAGUAGUGAAGUUGUUCAAAAAAUCGAGAUGGAAAUGUAUGAAAAAGGCAGAAAGUUCAACGAGUGCAGAUCCCCACCGAAUCGCUACGAUCUCCAUUACCUGACUGUUAAUGUUGCAGUCGAAUAUGCGCUGGAGGUAGUGGAGAAAGAGAAAAAGGAGAAGAAGUACAAAGAGAUCCAUUUGGUAACUGGCAAUGGAAAUCGUAGUAUUAAUGGCGUUGCUGUCAUUAAAAAUGCGAUUUUGCGAGAUUUGGGAUGGUUGGGCUAUUGCACGACCAGAGAGGAUCCAAGCAACCCGGGAGUUGUUCUUGUAAAAUUUAAGUAG